Messenger RNA from Aspergillus eucalypticola CBS 122712, 1551 nucleotides. Its product is annotated as M48 family metallopeptidase. Bases 144 to 1364 code for a protein of 406 amino acids. The record is from RefSeq and is a predicted model, not a curated record. Gene Ontology annotation, molecular function: metalloendopeptidase activity. The transcript has 9 exons. Gene Ontology annotation, biological process: mitochondrial protein processing; protein quality control for misfolded or incompletely synthesized proteins. Gene Ontology annotation, cellular component: mitochondrial inner membrane. Lineage: Eukaryota; Fungi; Ascomycota; Eurotiomycetes; Eurotiales; Aspergillaceae.
CCGAAUGCUUACCUAUCGCAUGCAGCUAAGGGCACCGACGACUGCGCAAAAAUGCUGGCCUUUGUUUUCGCAGACUUCCAGCCAUCUGGGCGGAUAUUCCUUCUUCUUCAUAUCCUGUCGCAUACCAUGCGAAACAGACUGUCAUGUUUCGUCUCCCGAUAGUGCGCGCGUUCUUCCGCGCAUCGCCCCAGCCGGUCACGGCUUCCUCGCUCCUCCACUCUACCCGUAUCCCCUCUCACAUUCCUCGCUCCACACCUCUAAUCCGACGUCUUUCGUCAAGAACUCGUGGGACCUCCUCAACGGCCUUUCUGCCUUCGAGUCUCCUUUCUCGUCAAUCACAGUCCCGGCUCUUCUCCAAGUCCGCCCGCAGCCGUGCGAAGUAUAAUCGGUUCGAAGAACCGCAGUUUCCCAGACUCCAAGAUGGCGAGCAUUUGCAGCUCUGGCUCGUACUCAUUGCCGUCGGAGGAAGCUUCUAUGUCUAUAACCUGGAGACUGUGGAGCUGACGGGCCGCACUCGAUUUAACUGCGUAUCCGACGAGCUCGAGAAACAGAUGGGAGACCACGAAUACCAUGCAAUCAUGAACAGAGCUGAAGGCUUGAUUCUACCUCCGUGGCAUCAUAUCUCCGAAGAAGUAACCCGAGUCUUCGAGCGGCUGAUAGCUCAUACACCCGUACAAGACACGAAAUGGGAGGUGCACGUUAUCAACGAUAUGUCGGAGCAGAACGCAUUUGUCCUUCCGAAUGGAAAGGUAUUCGUGUAUACUGGCAUCUUGCCGGUUUGCGGAAAUGCUGAUGGUCUUGCGGCGGUGCUGGGCCAUGAGAUCGCUCAUGUGCUGGCCCAUCACCAGGCUGAACGCAUGAGCCAUUCUGUUCCCAGUGUUAUUCUGACCUAUGGGCUGGUAUAUCUGUUUGGCAGUCUCGGACAUUUCGCGUCUCAGAUGUUGGAUUGGUCUGUCAAUUUGCCAAACACACGGGUGCAGGAGGCUGAGGCAGACAAAAUCGGGCUGAUGCUGAUGGCCAAGGCCUGUUACAACCCUCGUGCCGCAGUUGACUUCUGGAACCACAUGCACAUGACUGAAAGAGUUCGUGUGCCUGAGUUCAUGUCCACACAUCCAUCGGCAUUCAACCGAAUGCAAUCAAUGAGCGAAAGGCUACACAAAGCCGAAUCCUUGUACGAAAACAGCGGAUGCCAUAUGGUCAGAGGCUACAUCCCUGAUUUCACCGACGCAAUCGACCACUACGCAGGCCCUCAGGAGAGAGCUCCCCGUAUCAGAAGUCAUCAUCCGAGAGGUGGUCAUCAUGGCAGAGGCCAUCAUGAACAAUUCCAGCCUGAUGAUAGCUCUGACGGCGAAUACUUCUUUUGAAAGUACCUCAGCGUAUACUUACUGUAAUACUAUGAUGAAUUUCUGUCCUUGGAUCCUUUCAUCCUGAUACUGUGGAUCGGAUCCGCACAAGGCCUAGCGUGAUAUGAGCGAUUUAGCAUGUAUCUAUAUACCUAUCUCGCGUUGACUUUUCUCGGGAUACUCCACUCUGCUCGCAUCCAAAUCUCUA